Messenger RNA from Paramecium tetraurelia, 1245 nucleotides. RefSeq lists its product as uncharacterized. The record is from RefSeq and is a predicted model, not a curated record. NCBI's taxonomy places the organism in Eukaryota, Ciliophora, Oligohymenophorea, Peniculida, Parameciidae. The transcript is spliced from 4 exons.
AUGUAUAACAAUCAGACAGUUCAGUUAGUGGGUAGAUUGAGUCCUAAAACCAAGAUUAAUCUCGAGUAGCAAAAUAUGCAUCGACUUUCAAAUAAAAUGCUAGCCAAACACAUUAAUCCUGACAUAGCACUUGUCCCAAUGCUCGAUGACAUCAUACCAUUUAGUGAAAUUUUGAAUUAGAGAAAAAUGAUGCAAUCCGUCUAACCAAUCCAAUAUUAUGAAGAGCAGAGACCAUCAAGAACUAUCCUUACGACUCAGCCAAGAUCUCAUACAAAUAAGUCUUCAAGAUCAAUUAAAUCUAAUUCAACUCAUAGAGAUCAAAAGUCAAGAAUGUCCAAUCAAAAAUAUGAGUUGAUGAGUUGUUGUUCCUGUUCUUGUUGUGGAUGCAGUCGAAAGAGCUCCACAAGACUCAAGAAGACUCCAACUCCCACUCCCAAAGUCAGAAGAAAUUAUCAAGAAAAUCCAUCAACCAACAAAUCUAAUAAGUCUAUAAAACAAUCUUCAAUUGCUAGUUCAGAAUCAAAAAAGUCUAGAAAAUAAAAAAUUUUGAAUUCUUCCUAAUAAACCAAAUAAAAAUGCGAAUAUCAUCAUUAUGAACAUAGAUAAUCCCAUUAAACUACUCAUUAAUCAAACAAAAAGCCAAGACCCUCAAGUGCUGCCAUUGUCAAUCCAGAAACUGCUAGAAGAUAAAAAUUGAGAGAGUACCAAGAAAAAUAAAAAUAACUAUAAUAUUUAUACAGUGCUAAAUAACUGUAACCAUAACCAAGAGAGUAAAGCAUAUCAAAAGUUGCAUGGAGAGCAGAUAUAUCAAGAAUUGAAGAAGGCAAAGAAAGAAAAAGCAGGAUCGAAAAAAUUGUUUAGGUUUAAAGAGAUAUUCUAAAUAAAUCUUUAUCAAGACACAGAAGUGCUUCAAAACAAGAAUCCAAAAAGAUUGUACCUCCUCCUGAUCCUCAAAAAUUGAAACUCUUAGAAUAAAGAAAAAAGUUAAUGGAAAAAAAGAAUUAAAAAGUCAUUCAUGAUAAGAAGGAGACAUAAAGAUUAAAAUAAGUUCUUAAUUAAUUAAAAAAACAAAAAUAAGAUGAAAAAGACUAAAAAACAAAAAAAACAGAAUAAUUAUCUAAAUUACAAUAAUAUCAAAAAGAAAAUAGAUUAUAAUGUAAAAAAAAGAAAUUUGAACCAUCAGAAUAAUAAAUUGAUUAGGCCUUUUAAAUUGUAUCAAGCGAUAAGGUAGAAAAUGAAUCAUGA